GUCAGCUGUUCCGUCCCACUUCGUAGUUUUCAAACGCUAACAACGAUCAAGUCAGCGGUCCAAGGCUGUCCUCGUCCUCAUCUGGAUUGCGGUCGAAUCCGUCGAUCCGACCGUCCUGAUAUGGAGGUGCUCGUCGAGAAUGUGGAAAGCGCUUUGGCCCAGUUUUACAGGAUCAACUCCACGCUCCAGGCCGAGGCUCAUCAUUGGCUCAUGAUGCUUCAGAACUCGUCUCACGCCUGGAGCCUCGUCUGGGAACUCCUCCAGCCGAAUAGGACCUGCGAGGCUCAGUUUUUCGGCUCGAACACUCUCUAUUUGAAAAUAGUCAACAACUGGGCUGAGGUUACGGAGGACGAGUACGAAACAAUGAAGGGUAAUAUUCUCCAGGCGAUAAUCGCCUACUCGUCCGGGCCGAAGAUAGUACUCAACAGGCUUUGCUCCGCCCUCGCCGUCUUCUUGCUGAAAGUGACGCCACAAUACUGGAAGAACUCAAUCGAAGAUAUCUACAACAUAUUCAGGCCAGAAAACCUGCCUAACAUCUCGCAGGAAAGAUCUGUCUGGAUAUUGCUUGAAGUCCUCUCAGUCAUUCCCAAUGAGCUGAGCUCGGUGACAUUGGUACAUUCACAGAGAAUCGCAGUGAAGGAGGCAUUAAAGCUAGCCUGGCCUCAAGUCAUGGUGACGCUUGAAAGCCUUUUGGAUUACAACAAUAGCGAGAUCAGGUCACUUGCGGCAAAGGGUGUCUACACUUGGGUCUCACUUGACAACACAGUCCUGCCCGAUUGCCUGGGCAUAGCUGCAAAACUUGUCAACGUGAUCCAGGAGGCGCAGGCCAGUGAUCCUUUCGAGGACUGCGAUCAUGAAAUCGAGGCGCUUUGCCAAAUCAUGACCAACCCUUCGACGCAUGAGUACAAACGAUCGAUACUGCCUGGCCUCGAGAUCAUACUCCGUACACUUCCUCUCUUGCAGAAAUCCAAAAACCAAGAUUUUAUUACAAAUUUAUACAAUUUGUACAUAUUGUUCGGCGAGGCUCACGGUUAUAUUUUACUGGAACACCUGGCAUCCAACGACAGCCACAGUGUAGAAAUUAUUAAAACGUGGCUGCAGUCCUUGCUCACUUGUCUUUCAACGCCUGGCUCUUUUCCAAACGAUGAGACUUACAGCCAUCUAAUGGUCUCAUUCUGGUCGACACUUCAUGACGACAGGAAUAUGCUGGAUGAGGAAUCAAAGAAAAUUGUCUCCGACAUACUUGAGCCCCUAUACAAGGAGGUUUGCCGCAUUCUACUGUACAAGUCACAGUACCCGCCGGACGGGGUCACCCUCACUGCAUCCGAAGCGGAACUUCUCAGGAUAUACAGGCAGGACAUUGCCGAUACGAUUGUAAAUUGUUAUUUAUUUAUUAGGAAAUUUUUAAUAUCUUUGCUUGAGAACACAUUGCGGAAUGCGAAGACGUGGCAGGAGGUCGAAUCAGUGUUGCACCUCGUACACUCGUUGGCCGAGACGCCAUGGAACUGCGAGGAGGAAGACUGCGACGGUAUAGAAGGCGAUGAAAACAAUGUCAUCCUGUCUGGCAUGGUAGACCAGGAGGAGCGUAAAGCUGUGAUAUCACUUCUUGUCAAUGUCCCGCCCAACUUGGUCAACGCUCAGGUCGUAAACUCACUCAACAUGGCCAUCGGCGCGUAUGCCGAAUGGUGGGAGUACCACAGCGACAUGCUCUCCUGCCUUAUAACGACCCUCGUAACGUCGCUGCAAAACCCUUCAACGUCGACUUCGGCGACCAUGGCGCUCAAAGAUGUGACAAGAGAGUGCACGACUUCAAUCAAGCCGUACGUUCCAGCGUUGCUCAAUGCUUGUCAAGAGGCUCUCGAUCACAAGAGGCUCCGUGAGGACGAGUGCAUAAGGAUCAUGUACUCGAUCGGGAAACUCCUAUCACUAAUUCCUUACGAAGAUAUGGUCUCAAAACUUGAAAUCAUCGUUAACGACUACACCACUGACAUUGCCAAUGCACUCAGCCAAGAGAAUAACGACUCAGCCAGGGAUAUUAUAGUGAUGAGGCUGAAAAUGUUGGCGAAUCUGUGUUCAUCGAUUUACCUGAAUGAAAAGGUAAAUGGCGAUUCGCCGGUCAUGAUCAUACUCAGGAGGUUACUGCCACUGCUGAGAGCGAUAACAGAACAUUGGUCGUCCAGUCCGGUCGUAACCGAGCAAGUUUGUAAGUGUAUCAAAAGUUCGAUAAUAACCCUUAUCGAUGACCGGUCAAUACCGUUGGUCGAGGAGUUCGUCCGAUUGGCCCUCUCCGGUUAUAUUGUCCAGCCUAAUACCGUCAUGCUCGAGCUCACAAAACAGUUGUAUAUAAUGUUUGGUAAAUCGCCAUCACACAACCAAUUGCUCAUGAAUUUGAUACGUUCUGUGUCGGAUACGACGAUGUCACUGGUCAUGAACAAUGAAGGUUCGAGUUCAGCAGAUGUUGUACAAGUUUAUUUCACCCUUAUAACAGCUAUAUGUAAGCGAAACAUGGCGUUUCUCGAGGCGACAAUCAACCUGAGCGGACUUUUCAGUUUUGCUACAUCUGCACUAACGAUGCCGGAGGGCCAUACGGUGAGCACCGCCGGGCAGCUCCUCUGCAUGAUAAUCUCAAACAGCCAGCACUACCAAUGGGCGGCACAGAUUGUAAACACCCACGGCGAACACCUCGUACACACCAUGCUGAUGUGCAUCGGGCAUGACACAUCGCCACGCAGCGUACUGAACGUUUUUGCCGAUAUUUUCAUCGCUCUGAACAAGAUGACGCCGAACUUGGCGCAUUGGCUCGACUUAAACCUGAGCAGGCAGAACUUCCCGACUGAGAAGGCGGACAAUGCUUCAAAAAAAAAUUUUAUCUUACUCUUGCUCAAGGAACGAACCUCGUCGAAACUUCUUGAACAUAUAAAGGCGUUUAUGUUCAUCUGCCGUGGUGUAGUGCAAUACCAGGCCAGCACACCGUCCUCAAACGACUAGAGCACUUCCCAUCGCCAUUUCCCAUCACUUCCUCGUACGUUGUAAAUAAUAUUGUAAAAUACACUGAAGGGCAGUCUUAGUCCACCUUGUACAUACAGCGUAGACACUCAUCCCCGCCAGCCUGCCCUCGUAUAUCGACGCCCCUUCUUAAACGGAAACAAAUAAUUAGUAUUUAAAUUUUAUCAACUCGUAUAUAAAUUAUUUAAUCAGCAAUCUGAAAAUCUUUUCCUAGCUUAGUCAAUUUGUUUAUUUCUACCAUCAUUGUUGUUGUUUUUAUUACAAGAUGAAUUUUUUUUU
Molecule: messenger RNA, 3285 nt
Organism: Cimex lectularius (bed bug)
Lineage: Eukaryota; Metazoa; Arthropoda; Insecta; Hemiptera; Cimicidae
Gene: cdm
Product: importin-13
Exons: 14
Coding region: 121-2988 (955 amino acids)
Biological process (GO): protein import into nucleus
Cellular component (GO): cytoplasm; nuclear membrane
Molecular function (GO): small GTPase binding
Source: RefSeq, a predicted model, not a curated record